This is a messenger RNA of Bursaphelenchus xylophilus (pine wood nematode), 4484 nucleotides long. The record is from the annotation of a GenBank genome assembly. NCBI's taxonomy places the organism in Eukaryota, Metazoa, Nematoda, Chromadorea, Rhabditida, Aphelenchoididae.
AUGACAAUGAUGGCUGCUGCAUUCGGAGACGUUCGAACCCUUCCCAAAACCCAUACUGAACUUUUUGUGAUAAUGAUCUACUUUACUGUCGGAAUUGCUCUUUGGGGUGGAAUAUUUGUCCUCCUCACAGGCUACAUAACCGACACCUUUGUCAAAAAAUGUCAGACAUUUCUACGUUGGACGGUACGACGCUAUUACAUGCUAAAAUACAGGCAAAAUGAGAGCAAUUGACGACAUUUGAAGAAACAUUUGAUUUUAUUGUGCAUAAAUAUUAUUUUGAUACCACUUCGAGGCCAUUAUGAAAGGAAGGAAUAAAGAAAUAAAUAUGUAGAAAAUAUGUAGAAUCCAAUGACCGGUAAUGGGGAAUCUCAAAAAAAUAAAUAAAAGGCUAAAAAUAAAAAUUAGUAAAAAAGUUUGAAUAUGCAAAUUUCGAGCCUCCAAUUUUUUUUUCUUUGUCAACCGCCCAUUCGAUGGUCAUCCGAGAUGACCGGCCGGCUCUUUCUAUGGGCAGUUCUCCUGCAAAAUUUUUCCGUCCAGGCCCUUCAUUAUUCUGACGUGAUGACUUCGAAGCUGGACCACAUGACAAGAAGUAUGGACACGACUGCUGAUCCUUGCAAUGAUUUCUUCACCUAUGCUGCCGGAAAUUUUGACCUAAAUCAAAUUGUUAAGAUUAAUCUUUUCCUCAAGAAAAGUCUACCGCAAUCAGACGUUGGAGAUCAGGUAGGACUUAGAUCGAGUAUGACAAACGCUUUUCGAUCUUGAUUUACUUGUUUUUUAGUCUAUAAGGUCAUUUUUUUAAUUUCAGAUCCUAACCGUCCAGGAAGUUAAGGCGUUCUUCUCCUAUUGCUUGACGAAUACCGCCAUAAUGGAAGAACCGAUCCGUCCAGAAAAAUACAAUCUGCAAGUGACCAGUUGGAAACUGAACAAUUUUACCUUUCCAAUGAAGAACGAAGUUAUCGCCAAUAACGACGACUUUUUUAUCGAGCUAGUCUUGGAAAUGUACGUUUGUCUGUUUUAUUCGGGAGCCCCGAUUUUUAACCAAUGGGGUUCCGAUGCUUCUGCGGGGAAAUUAUUUCUGAAUAUUCCACCCAAGGUCAACCAAGAACAAGCUUGGUAAGUUAUUUGUGCAUCACAUGAACAUAUUAAUAUGUCUGGAAAAUAACGACUUAUUAAUACUGUGGAUCGGGGUUGAUUGAAUAUAUAUGGUAACUUUCAGGCAGAAGUACUGCAAUGUCACUGGAGGAUGUGCUAAUCUGGUCUACGACCGGAAUUACAUGGCACAAGGUUACGUACAGGCAGAUCAUUUAAAAGGCCGCUUCUUCAACAAAACUAUGGGGACAAGAUUAGACGAAACUUUCCCGGAUAUUGCUUUUUAUUUUCCGAACGUCAUAGAUGUAAGUUUUUGGGUUUUGCCUUCUGGCCCAAGGCAACCUUAUGUCUGAAAAUAAAACUGCUUUUUGCCGGACAAGACACAGCUCGGGCACAGCUUAAAGCAAGGCAAGAAAACAUUGAUGAAGGUGCACGAUCCCCACGGCUUUUUUGAGCUGCGCCCGAGCAGUUUUUGCCAACUUUCAAUUAGUCGUAACUCGUUCCUAUCAAGUUCCCUUCUGUCUGUCUAGCAAAACACUGCAAGCGUUUAAACUACACGUAAAAUUCCAGAUAUUCAAACUUCUUUUGAUUCCGUUAGGCUUCCCGUUUCUUCCUGCAGCUUGCGAAGAAAAGAAAAAUUAUAAACGAUGACUUUUUUCAGCCCAGCCAGUCUGCUCAUCGUGCCAACUUUCUGAAUCAUCUAAUGGAGUAUUUUACCGAUCAAAUUCACCGCCCGAAAAAGUUUUACAACUGUGAAGAUUACAUUCAAGAGGCGUUUCCCCUUCAAUUUUCCAAAAUGGCGUACGAAUUUGAGGUAAAACAAGACAAGGCGGGAUUUGAGAAGCUGAAGGCAAAAUUCUUCGAAGAAGGAAAUGCGAUUAAGAAAACCGCUGAAGGCAUGCUCCGAAACGCAAACUUCAAGCAGAAUCAGACCCGACAGAACUAUCUGGACAGAUUGGCGAAGAAUGAGUUCAAAUUUGUGGAUCAUCCAAUUCUUUUGGGAGAUGAGCUAGCUUCAGUGGAACUGUUGUAUUGGGAUGCACCGUAUAUGAGGAGAUUUGUGAAUGGAAUAGCCAAGGUUUUCAAGUUCAACUCGGAGAAAAAGCUGAAAAAUUUUGUCAUCCCAGAGUACAAGGUAAGUCUAUUCGUAAUUUGAAGUAAACAUUUAGGUAAUGCGUUUUCUGACAUAAUAUUCCAACAGAAUACUUUUUUAGGGUACGUCCGAGCCUUGAAUUGGCAUUCUUUUUUAGCUAGCUCUCGGGCUUCGUACUUCUUCUGAGACCUUGUUCAAGUCUGCAAAAAUACAAUCGCUUAGUUUUGCAAUCUUUUUUGAGCAACAUUAGUUCAAAACCGUUUCUUCUAACUAAGAUAUAGUAUAAGAAAAAUAGUAAUUUUUUCUAUUUUUUCGGGAAUAAAAUGUUGAUAUUUUAUCUUCAGUUUGGUGCUUCCCACUCUCGAGAGAACCAGCACAAUUACUUUCACUUUCGCACUGUUGAAUAUCCAUACUACGAUAUCGACUUUCCCGCGUCUCUCGAUUUCUCUGGAACAGGGUUUGUGAUGGCCCAUGAAUUAGCCCAUACUUUCGGCAAGUGAUGAAAUUUACCCUCGUCUGUUAGAUUUAAUUCCUUUAAAAAUCGUGUACUACGUUCGCUUUAAAUUUUAAUUUUUGAAGGCAACCAGGUUAGGGCUGGUACUAAAUGCAAAUAAAAUUUUCUUAAUUUCCCGUUUUUUAGGAGAUAAUUUGCUACAAAGUCAUGAGGACCCGGACAAGGAGCAUCGUGCUCGGUGGGACUGUAUUACAAAGCUCUAUAGUCAACAAUGUGAUCCACAAAGACCGGACUUCUGUGUGAAUCCCAACAAAAUCGCCGACGAGGCAUUUGCGGAUCAAGUUGGUGAGUAUUAGCUGCAAUACUGGACAAAAGUUCCUGGGGCAGUUAUUCCCCCUAGAAGUUAACCGAAUCAGCCCGGGCGCCACUCGGAAAAUAGUCGUGAAAUUUUGCGUAAUUGAGCUGCCGGUUUUUUUUUGUAUCCCGACUGCGUCGAGCUUCUGUUCGUCAGUCUAGUGCCCAAAGCACGCCGAUUUAUUUUCCUCACAAGGGAAGUACUUUUAUGGGGGCUCCAACUUUUAUGGUUAGACGGGAUUUUUGUCACAGGUAUUUUUGUGAGCUGCGCCCUUGUUUUAUGAAAAUGUUGUUGCCAUUUUAUACAAAGGAUGUGCAUGAAGCCUGCAGGCGUGCAAAUCACGUUACAAGUUAAGCUAUGCAACCUUUCUUGAGCAACUUUACGUUUUUCCAUUUUCAUUCUGCAGCUGCGGAAAAAGGGAAAUUUUUUUUUGAGAGUAAGCCCCAAAACAAGUCGUCCACACGUUUUAUACUUACCUCAAUGUCGUUUUAGGUAUUCGUCUGGCCUAUUUUUCAAAUUUCGUCCCUGGAAAUAUUUCGGAGCCCCGAAUAAUUCAACAGUUCUCCAACAGGCAACUUUUUUUCAUCAACAUGGCCCAGACCAUUGCGGCGACGGGGCGUUGGAAAGACUACAAUGUAGCGAAUCCCCAUCCGCCAGCUCGAGUUCGUGUUUGGGGAGCCCUUGCCAAUUUUAAAGGAUUUGCCGAGGCUUUUCGUUGCCCUGUUGGUUCGAGGUAUCACCUUCCAGCGGACCAACGAUGCAAUAUCUUCGACUUUGACAUCGAUAGCACAACUACCACGACGACGACAGCUACGACCACAACUACAACGGCCACUACAACAACGGCUACAACAACUACUACAACGACUACAUUAAUUACAACAACGGCUGCAACGACGACUAUACCAACUACUACUGCAGUGGCUACAGAAAUUACAACGCCUGCUGCUACAACGACUACACCAACUACCAUUGAAGCAACUGCUGCGACGACUACAGAAACUAUAACAACGACUAUACCAGCUACCACUGCAACGACUACAGAAACUACUGAGGAAGCUACUACAACAAUAACUACAGAAAAUGCUACAACUAGCACUGCAGCGCAUCACGAACCAGUUGUAACUGAAGGAACUCAUCAUGCCAGUACGAACACUCCACCGGCCCCUGGACCAACCAAAUCAACUCCGAAUCCACAUACGACUACUACGCAAUCUACACCAAGAACUACUCCUUCUACGCCAAGAACCACUCCCCCUAUGCCAAGAACAACUCCCUCUGGGACAAAAACUACCCCUUCUACGCCAAGAACUACUCCUUCUACGCCAAGAACUACUCCCUCUAAGCCAAGAACUACGCCCACUCCAUCUUCACCGGAACCAGACUAUAACCACGAAGAAUAUGGAGAAGUUGUCCCCAAAAACUCGAUUCUAUUGUCACCGCCGUCUGUCUUAUAUCCCAUACUGGCAUUUGCAUAUAUUAUGUUCCAAUAA